Messenger RNA from Vollenhovia emeryi, 2886 nucleotides. It is a transcript of the gene gbb, whose product is annotated as protein 60A. Bases 1525 to 2784 code for a protein of 419 amino acids. Lineage: Eukaryota; Metazoa; Arthropoda; Insecta; Hymenoptera; Formicidae. Gene Ontology annotation, molecular function: growth factor activity; cytokine activity. Gene Ontology annotation, cellular component: extracellular region. The record is from RefSeq and is a predicted model, not a curated record. Gene Ontology annotation, biological process: BMP signaling pathway; SMAD protein signal transduction. The transcript is spliced from 6 exons.
CUGGCAUCGCGAGAGUCGCCAGGAGUCACCCGCGGUGACCCACGGUCACUCCACGGCCCACCGACGACGUCCGACCGCCGCGUACGCGCUGGUCCCGCAGCUCCGUGCGAGUCAGUCGUUGACAGACGAGGUGCUCGAUCGCACCUAGCGAGUUCCCCGGUCCGGGUCCUCUCGAUCCUGGCGCAGUCCGCCGAUCCCGAUCGUUUCCUCGUCGCGCCAACGAUCGGCGAUCGACCCUUGGAGCUCGUCAGCUCUGCGAGCAUCGGACGCUCCGGAUGGAGCGCCUCGGAGUGUCGAGCAGUGCAUCGGCCAAGUUCCGACAGAAAUAAGGAUAUCCGGGCCAAGUGUGAUCUGUUUUUUUUUAUCAUUAUAUUAUUAGAGAUUCAGACCAAUUGGAUUUUUAAAGAUUCGAACGAUUAUCGCGGAGUUCGGAGCGUGGACGUUGUGGUUUCCGCCGAGUGAGGAGAGACUGUCGCGCGAAAACAGAGAGAACUCCUUGAAAGGCGAGAAGAACCUACCCGGAGCUGGACCUGGAAACCCUACGGAAUUGUCCGGCGACGGAAACUCGAGUUGCUUUUGGAAAAGAAAAGCGCGACGGGGUGCCGGAAGAGCGUUUUACUCGACAUGUGACGUGACGCGGACGCGCGGCGCAUCGUCGGAGUGGAAAAGCGCAAUGCGCGGCAACUUUUCCGCCUCCCUCGUCGAAGUUGUCGAAGUCGUCGAGUCCCGGCAGAGUCGUGUAGAAUCACGCGGCGAUCGGGACGGCCGCUGAGAUUUUCAUGGUACCAGCGGGCGAAACGGCGGAGCAAGUCGCAGGCACGAGGUCACCAAGCCGCUAAGGACACUCGAGGACGAAGAGCGCCGUCUUCGGCCGCACGCGCGCGUGUGUGUGUGUAAGAGAGUGCGCGCGCGCGCGUACGCGAUGUCCAUUCUUGACAGCGGAGCCGCAGCGCGCGCGAUCGCCGUGCCGGGGAGCGUCGCUGAUCCAGAUCACCGUUCACCAGGAUCCGCAUCGAUCAAGAUCACCGUUACUCAAGAAUCUCUCGACCGUCGGUCGCUCGCUAUGGGACCGUCGAGUCUCUAGAUUUUCAGAGCCGUCUCGACUCGUACGUUCACGGCCACCGUGCUCGGACACUCUCGUCUCGCGGUGACCCUUGGAAUCGUUCGCUCGUGGUGCCCGAACGACGUCCGAAUAGCUGGAGAACUUUCGUGCGGUCGCCUCGCGGAGAUAAGGACGCGCCGCGUAUCGCGGCGUUGAAGACAUCGCGAGAAGAGAAAGGAGCCUCCCUUCUUGCGCAGAUAAAUGAGCGGAGGAAAGUGAGGAGAGGAAAGGAAGAAAGAAUUUGCGAGGGACGGGGAAGAGAAGUCGGAGAACUCUGUUCAGUGAUUACGGCACGAGCCCGAGUAUCUCGCGGAGCGCGGGAGGAGAGGGAAAAGGGAGGAGAGCAAAGGGGCUCGAAAAAGGGAGGCAGAAAGGAAAAGGACGUGGCGAUUAAAAGAUACCGGCCUCUCCUCGGCAUCGUCAUGUCGAUCCAACCCCUCUCCGUUUUGCUGAUCCUCGCAGCGAUCCUCGGCGACUUGACCGUCGGUAGCGCGGAGAAGAUCAGCGGUUUGUACGUGGACAACGGUUUCGAUCAGACGAUAAUUCACCACGUGGUAAACCAGCGUGAGAAACGCGAGGUGGAGCACGAGAUCCUGAAUCUGCUAGGACUCCCGGAUCGUCCGCGGAACAUGGUCGGCCGGCCGUCCCAAGUGAAGAGGUCGGGGUCCAAGUUCCUGAUAAACGUCUACAAGAGCGACCUUGGCGAGGACGAAGAGGGGAAUCCCAUGGCGCAUCGUCGCAAGGCCGGGGAGUUCGAUCUCAGCAGCGAGGAUCUGAACACGAUCCGUCAGAGCGAUGUUAUCAGGACUUUCAUGCAACGCCAUCACGUCCCUUCGGUGAGGCACGAACGUGGGAAGAGGCUCUGGUUCGACGUGUCCGAGGUAUCACCUGAGAACGAGUUGAUGAGCGCCGAGCUCUGGCUGCACCACAAGGAAACACACGCGAGGAAGAGACAUGGCUCCUACACGAUUACGGUAUACCGGGUGUUGAGGGCCGAGAACGGUACUCGAGAAUUACAGUACACUGAUGCCGUAAAUGUGACGGACAGCAAGAAGGGGUGGCUGAUAUUCAACAUGACCGGGACUCUUGAGCACUGGCUGAAAAAUCCAUACGAAAAUGAAGGACUGUAUCUCUCUGUGUAUGCCAUUAAUCGUCCAGCCCACGAAAUGAAACCGGAAGAAGUCGGGUUGACGGUAGGACGCGGUGAUCAGGAGAGGCUACCCUUCAUAGCGGGCUACUUCAAGAACUCGGGCGUAAGGCAGCGCAAGGUCCGACAGAAGCGCGAGGUCAAGAAGAAGAAGAAGAACGAGUCCACCAGUUGGGACUACCAAAAUAAUCCUUACAUUGAUCCUGGAAUGCACUUUGUACGCACCUGUAAGAUUCAAACGUUAUAUGUCAGCUUCCGCGAUUUGCAGUGGCAGGAUUGGAUUAUUGCGCCGGAUGGCUAUGACGCAUAUUACUGCAGCGGAGAAUGCAAUUUUCCCCUGAAUGCUCAUAUGAAUGCAACCAACCACGCAAUAGUUCAGACGUUAGUGCAUUUGGUGAGCCCGGGCAAAGUACCCAAGCCAUGCUGCGCGCCCACCAAACUUUCGGCCAUCUCGGUUUUGUAUUUCCUCGAUGAAAGCAACGUCAUUUUGAAGAAAUAUAAAAAUAUGGUCGUCAAGAGUUGCGGCUGUCAUUAGAAUGUGUUUUUCGCUCAUAGGACUAUUUUCCAGCGGGAACGGAAGAACAGCAUUCUUUGAUGCAAAAGCUAGCUGAACCGGACGGAUCAUUUAGCUAUUGAG